Messenger RNA from Vigna unguiculata (cowpea), 786 nucleotides. RefSeq lists its product as uncharacterized. Lineage: Eukaryota; Viridiplantae; Streptophyta; Magnoliopsida; Fabales; Fabaceae. The record is from RefSeq and is a predicted model, not a curated record.
AAACACUUGUAUACCACAAUGAUUUCAGUAGUGUAGUAAGGGCUUUCUGCCUCGAUUAUUUUUCACAUUUUGCCUCGGGUCUGAAAUCGAAACAUAUUGGACGAGGCCAAAAUUUUUGGCCUCGGUUGUUUUGAAUCCGGUGCCAUAUACACCGUUUUCUGCCUAGGCCAUAAGUGAUAAAUAUUUUCUUACGUUCCAGUCCCAUACCCACCACAGGAUUUCUAUCGCACAGCUUCUGCACCAGAAUCAUCAAUGUCCCCUAACCGCGACGGCACCAGCACCAGCGCCAGUGUGGCCAAAGACGACGCUGUUUCAAAGAAAAAGGUCGAGAACGAAGAUCUGUCCGAUGAGGAUUUGGCGUUGAAGCAGCAGCUAGACCUUUACGUUGAGAGGGUUCAAGAUGCUGACGCAGGAUUGCAGAAGGUUGUGGCGGUGGAGGAGGAGGCGGAGUACUCGGAGGCGAUGGCGACGGUGCUGCGGAGGUCGUGGAGGAGGAGGGAGAGGUCGAGGGCGAAGGCGAUGCAGUCGUCGUUGUUGCUGGAGAUGCGGUUGACGCCGUUGUCGGUGACGAAAGAAAGCGAGAGAGAGAGAGACCGCGCGAGAGAGAGCAACAAAGAGAGGAACCCUAUGAAGCGCUGGCGCGAGGAGGAGGAAGAAGGGUUCAGGAAUUUCAAACCCUAAAUAAACUCUAUGGCUUCGGUUGUUAGAGGAACCGAAGCCAUUAACCCCCUUUUGGCACCGGGUCUCCUUGGACCGAGGCCUAUACCCUGAUUUCCAGCCAUUUUU